AUUUAGAUGCACAUCUAGAUGCUCUGAAGAACAGCAACAACUCUUUGGGGGAUAGCUACUUCAACAUCAUGACCAAGGACAAAGACUCUACUGUCAAAAGAUUUCACUUUGUUUACAUCGUGACCUUUAUCAUUGGAACCAUAAUCCAGUUUUCCGAUGAAAGUGAAUUUGCAGUAGACAUGUCAAAUAGCGGCCUUACUCAAAUCCCAAAGGGCCUGCCACCAAAAACCAAAGUCUUAGAUAUGUCUCAGAACUACAUAUCUGAGCUUCACCUCUCUGAUAUAAGCUUUCUCUCAGAGCUGAAAGUACUGAGACUUUCCCAUAACAGAAUCCAGCACCUUGAUAUUAGUAUUUUCAAGUUCAACCCGGAUUUGGAAUAUUUGGAUUUAUCUCAUAAUCAGUUGCAGAAGGUAUCUUGCCAUCCUAUCACCAAUCUCAAGCAUUUAGACCUCUCCUUCAAUGAUUUUGAUGCCCUGCCGCUCUGUAAGGAAUUUGGCUACUUGACGCAACUCAAUUUCUUGGGAUUAAGUGCUACAAAGCUACAACAAUUAGAUCUGCUACCAAUUGCUCACUUGCAUCUAAAUUACAUCCUUCUGGAUUUGGAAGGUUAUUAUGUGAAAGAAAAUGGAGAAGAAAGUCUUCAAAUUCUGAAUACAAAAACACUUCACCUCGUUUUUCACCCAAAUUAUUUAUUCUCUGUCCAAGUGAAUAUAUCAGUUAAUACUUUAGAGUGCUUACAACUAACUAAUAUUAAACUGAGUAAUUCCAACUGUCAAGUUUUAAUUAAAUUUUUAUCAGAACUCACUAGAGGUCCAACGUUAUUGAAUUUUACCCUUAACCAUGUAGAAACAACUUGGAAAUGUUUGGUUAGAGUUUUCCAAUUCCUUUGGCCCAGACCUGUAGAAUAUCUCAAUAUUUACAAUUUAACAAUAGUUCAAAGCAUUGGUGAAGAAGAUUUUACUUAUUCUGAAACGGCACUGAAAGCAUUAAAAAUAGAACGUAUUACAAACAAAGUUUUUCUUUUCUCACAGACAGCGUUAUACAGAGUGUUUUCUGAGAUGAACAUUAUGAUGUUAACCUUAUCAGAUGCACCUUUUAUACACAUGCUUUGCCCUCAAGCAACAAGCACUUUAAAAUUUUUGAACUUCACCCAGAAUGUUCUCACAGACAGUAUUUUUCAAAAAUGCUCUACUUUAGUUAGAUUGGAGACACUUAUCUUACGAAAGAAUGAAUUAAAAGACCUUUACAAAGUAGGUCUCAUGACUAAGGAUAUGACAUCUUUGGAAACACUGGAUGUGAGCUGGAAUUCUUUGGAAUAUGAUAGACAUAACAGAAAUUGCACUUGGGUUGGGAGUAUAGUGGAGUUAAAUUUGUCUUCAAAUAUACUUACAGACUCUGUUUUCAGAUGCUUACCCCCCAGGAUCAAGGUGCUUGAUCUUCACAAUAACAGGAUAAGGAGCAUCCCUACAGAUGUCACUAGUCUGGAUGCUUUGCAAGAACUCAAUGUUGCUUCCAAUUCUUUAGCCCACCUUCCCGGAUGUGGGAGCUUUAGCAGCCUUUCUGUACUGACCAUUGACUAUAAUGCAAUUUCCAACCCAUCAGCUCAUUUCUUCCAGAGCUGCCAGAAGAUUAGGUCCAUAAGAGCAGGGAACAAUCCGUUCCGGUGUACAUGUGAGCUGAGAGAAUUUACCCAAAGUAUAGGCCAAGUAGCAAGUGAGGUGGUAGAGGGUUGGCCUGACUCUUACAAGUGUGACUAUCCAGAAAGUGGUAGCUGUGUGAAGGUAACAGCCUCAGGGUAA
Molecule: messenger RNA, 1799 nt
Organism: Hipposideros armiger (great roundleaf bat)
Lineage: Eukaryota; Metazoa; Chordata; Mammalia; Chiroptera; Hipposideridae
Gene: TLR6
Product: toll like receptor 6
Exons: 2
Coding region: 69-1799 (576 amino acids)
Biological process (GO): toll-like receptor signaling pathway; inflammatory response; cellular response to diacyl bacterial lipopeptide
Cellular component (GO): Toll-like receptor 2-Toll-like receptor 6 protein complex; plasma membrane
Molecular function (GO): signaling receptor activity; Toll-like receptor 2 binding; lipopeptide binding
Source: RefSeq, a predicted model, not a curated record